ACACAAAGGCUUUCCUCAGUCACUGUCAGGCUUUGUUGUUCAAUGUUUUUGCAGGGGAAGGGAUAAUCUCAGCCAUUCAAUUACCCGCAUCUCGAGGUUUCCUGGUCUUUCGGUUGAUUUUCUUUAAUUCUUCUAAAUUGGCCACUGCUUUGUUUCUUCUUUUAGCUUUUUCUACCAGAAAUCGCUUGUUUUUCAACGCACUAGCGUGUAGGAAUUCUAAGAAUGAAGAUUUUUCGAGCCCUCUUAUUUUGUGUUGACAAUCUUGGCAAUGGAAGUUGCAAAGCUAAAGAUGGUUCUGUUGCUGUUCGCCUUCAUCUGGCUGGUUUCUGCUUCAGACAGUCAUUUGUCUCCGAAAGGAGUAAACUAUGAAGUGGCGGCUUUGAUGUCAAUGAAGAGUAGGAUAAGGGACGAACGGAGAGUGAUGGAAGGAUGGGACAUAAAUUCGGUUGAUCCAUGCACCUGGUUUAUGGUUGCUUGCUCUACCGAGGGCUUCGUGGUUUCUCUUGAGAUGCCAAAUAUGGGCUUAUCUGGAACGCUUUCCCCUAGCAUUGGUAACCUGAGUCACCUUCGGACAAUGUUGUUGCAAAAUAAUGAGUUAACUGGUCCAAUCCCAGAUGACAUAGGAGGACUUACAGAGCUUCAGACUCUUGACCUUUCCCACAACCAGAUUGUCGGAGGCAUUCCGAGUUCUUUGGGGUUUCUUACUCAUUUGAAUUACUUGAAGCUUAGUGGUAACAAGUUAAGUGGACCAAUUCCGGAAUCUGUUGCCAAUAUCUCAGGUCUUACCUUUUUGGAUUUAUCAAAUAAUAAUCUCAGUGGCCCAACUCCGAGAAUACUUUCCAAAGAGUACAGUGUUGCAGGGAAUAGAUUCCUUUGUGCAUCUUCAGAAUCUAAAGUGUGUGGAGGAGUAUCAAAACCAGUUAAUGAAACUGGUUCGCCUCAGAAAGAUAAUAGCCAUCAUCACUUGGCUCUUUCCAUAGCUCUAUUUGUCAGUUUCACGCUUGUGGUUUCUGUUGUGUUACUUGUUGGCUGGGUGCAUUGUUAUAGAUCUCAUCUUGUCUUCAAAUCCAACGCAGUGCAGCAAGAUUAUGAAUUUGAUAUAGGCCAUCUGAAAAGGUUUGCAUUCCGUGAAUUACAAAAGGCAACAUGUAAUUUUAGUCCCCAAAAUAUCGUGGGACAGGGUGGUUUUGGUGUAGUUUAUAAAGGGUAUCUUCCAAAUGGGACAUAUGUUGCGGUGAAGAGACUGAAAGAUCCAAAUUAUACUGGAGAAGUGCAGUUUCAAACUGAAGUUGAAAUGAUUGGCUUAGCAGUGCACCGCAACCUCUUGCGUUUGUAUGGCUUUUGUAUGACGCCACAUGAAAGGCUGCUUGUUUAUCCAUAUAUGCCAAAUGGGAGUGUCGCUGACCGCCUCAGAGAUGCAGGCCAAGAGAAACCAUCGUUGAAUUGGAACAGAAGACUGCGUAUUGCCCUUGGUGCAGCACGUGGACUAGUAUACUUGCACGAGCAGUGUAACCCAAAAAUUAUUCACCGGGAUGUAAAAGCUGCAAAUAUUCUUCUAGAUGAAAGCUUUGAAGCCGUGGUUGGGGAUUUUGGUCUGGCAAAGAUGUUGGAUAGAAGGGACUCACAUGUUACUACAGCAGUUAGGGGCACAGUGGGGCAUAUCGCCCCCGAAUACCUUUCAACUGGACAAUCUUCAGAAAAGAGUGAUGUUUUUGGGUUUGGCAUAUUGGUUCUUGAACUCUUAACAGGGCCAAAAGCAGUAGAUGCUGGCAAUGCUCAGGUGGUUCGAAAGGGAACGAUUCUCGAAUGGGUUAGAACGUUACAUGAGGAGAAGAGGCUAGAUGAGAUGGUGGACAGGGAUCUAAGAGGGUGUUUUGAUGCAGUGGAGCUGGACAAAGCUGUAGAAUUGGCUCUGCAGUGUACUCAGUCGCAUCCACAACUCAGACCAAAGAUGUCCGAGAUUCUUAAGGUUUUAGAAGGUCUUGUUGGAGAGUUGAGCCAAAUCGAGGAAUCACCAGGCGGAGCAGCAAGUCUUUAUGAGGACAGAGCUCAUAGUUUCUCCCGGAAUUACAGUGAUAUUCAUGAAGAGUCUUCAUUCGUUGUGGAAGCCAUGGAGCUGUCGGGACCUCGAUGACAGCAGCAAAGAGUUUAGGAAACCAUUUAGUAACAUAACAGCAAAUCAGUUUUGCAUCUCAAAGAGAUGGAAAAGUAUUUACCUCUUCUGUAACCUGUUCCACAAAACCAGAAGGCUAACCAUGAAAUUCUGGCUUGUAAUUUAUGUUUGUUUUGUUGGACUAGUGCGAAAGAACAUUCUAUUUUGUUUUA
Cucurbita moschata (crookneck pumpkin) is the source of this 2325-nucleotide messenger RNA. RefSeq names its product probable LRR receptor-like serine/threonine-protein kinase At5g45780. The transcript has 12 exons. The record is from RefSeq and is a predicted model, not a curated record. Gene Ontology annotation, molecular function: ATP binding; protein binding; protein kinase activity. Lineage: Eukaryota; Viridiplantae; Streptophyta; Magnoliopsida; Cucurbitales; Cucurbitaceae. Gene Ontology annotation, biological process: protein phosphorylation. The coding region runs from base 269 to 2134 and encodes 621 amino acids.